AUGGUGACCUCAGGUGUACAUGUGACAGGUGUGAUGACCCUGGGUGUGCAGGACACAGCGGAAAGGAGCCAUGUGACUUUCGGCCCAGGCCCCGCCCCCCCCAGGAGGUGCCCAGCCGAAGCUGUGCCAGCCACUCGCUCCCGUGGGGACCCGCUUGCCUGCGACCUUCCAGCAUGUUCCUGUCAUCCCUCCCCCGCCGGAGCCAGGUGCCCUCUACCCUCCUCCCAGCCCGGAGCCAGACUGGAACCCUCAGAGCGGCGCUGUCGUCCCCGCCCUGCUCGCCUUUCCCUUCCCCUCCCGGCCCCGCGUCGAGCGCCGCAAGUUCUCCAUGCACGUUUCUCGUCCUCCUGGUCCUCCGGCUCCUACGCCGCGGCCCAGCAGCUCGGAGCUCCGCGCCGACAUCCAGGACCUGGAAGAACCUGGGAAGGAGAGCCGGGAAAGGAGCUGCUCUCACAACUGGGGAUGGGCGCCAGGAGGGGGUGGGUGGAGCCCGAGGAGGAGGAGCUGCUGAGCGCAGAGUCGCUGCGGCUCGCCGCCUCCCAGCACGUGUGCGUCCUGCAUCCUGACGACAAUUGCCCGGCCGGAAGGACGCCUCGCGUCACAGCCUCUGCGAUGUUUCGGGGUCCCCCUCCUGCCUCCCGCCGUCCCGGGGUCUGUGUGAGCCGCGGCCCCCGACGGAAGCCGGCUGUCCUCUCUCAGAGUGGCAUAUGACGGAGCCCGUCGCACAGACUUGCUUUGGUGGUGUCCAGUGCCCCCUCCGGUACAGAGACCCCGGCUAUACACCUCCUUGGUGGUGGAAGCCCUGGGAAGACUUGACUCUGGCCAGCAGGGAUCCACUAAGCGUUUAAAUCCCAGGUCUACCUUGAGCAGCAGUUCUGCCUGGCUGGACCAUGAAGGAAGGGGCUCCUGUACAUCAUGGUGUCAGCUGGCUAUACAAGGAGGCCACCAUUCAGCUGGUGCAGGAGCUGCCGGAGACCACCGCUGCUCAUGUCACCAUUGUCAUCAUCACCCAGGCCCAGGCUGUUCCCUGAUGACAACCUAUAGUCCCUCCCCUUCCUUUCUCCCAGAAUGGCUGGCAGCUCAUUAAAGCAGGAUUUGCAUUCUCCCCCUUC
Cricetulus griseus (Chinese hamster) is the source of this 1112-nucleotide messenger RNA. The record is from RefSeq and is a predicted model, not a curated record. Lineage: Eukaryota; Metazoa; Chordata; Mammalia; Rodentia; Cricetidae.